Messenger RNA from Cuscuta campestris, 1152 nucleotides. NCBI's taxonomy places the organism in Eukaryota, Viridiplantae, Streptophyta, Magnoliopsida, Solanales, Convolvulaceae. The record is from the annotation of a GenBank genome assembly.
GAAAAAAACCUCAUCGCCGUCCUCCACUGCAUCGCAGAGGAAAAGAAACCCCAUCUGCGAAUCAAAUCGGAAGGAUUAGGCCUGCCCACCACUACUCAUCACGGCCCUCGUAUCAGGCAUGAAUCGAGUGUAGUGAAUUGUACUAGCUCGAGUGAGGCUCGAGGAAAUGGAUUUUCUUGAUUCUAUUUUUGCAUUAGAGGGAUGUAUCUCUCUGCCUAUAGCUGUGAAGAAAGAAAUAGAGGCUGUAUAAAUUUGUGGUGGCACAGCUGGUUUGGAACAAUGAGCUCUUGGUGCAAACUUCGGAGCUUUUGCAAAAGAGUCAACAGAAAUUUAAAUUUUAGCAGCCAAUUUGGAAUUUGAUGGAGUGGACCUUGAUAAAGUACUCUAAAAAAAUUUACACGAGAGAUAGAAUAAGUAUGUAAGGUAAGUGCUUAAGGCUAAGUGUUUAAGGCUUUGUUUAAAUUAAAAAAAAAUCCCAAUCUCAAUCUGGGCUUAGUGGGUAUGACAUAUUCCUGGCGGCUCAUGUUCAACCUCCAGCCAGUAUGUUGUCUGCAAUUGUAGAAUCUACAGGAGGAAAUGUAGUAAUUGGGAGAGUGGAGAAGGUGAAAGACAAGGACAAGAGCAUAUUUGUGGCGUGUGAGGAGGACACCGACGAAGCACAGUUAGCAGCCCAGAAAGGGAUACGUUGUUUCAGCAGCGAGUGGUUCAUGAACUGCAUUAUGAAACAGCAGCUUGAUAUUGGAGCCUCUCAAUUUGCAGGAAUUGAUGUGACUCAAUUGCUAUGGUACUUGUGUGUUUGUUUCCAAGAUAUCCUUGACCUAGCCAAGUUAUGGCCGCUGCACUUACCAUCAUCAAACACGUUGGUCACUUGGAAGGAAUCAAGGCCAGGUGGUCUAUGUUGGAGAUGGAAACAACAUUGUGCAUUCUUGGUUGCUGUUGGCAACUAUCAUUGUUACUUGUUGGAAAAAUAUCAUAGAUUUUGAUGAUGAUGUAUUUAGAAUGUAAUAGGGACUUUAGGUCUCCCCCAAUAUUCAAUGUAAUCUUUCUUUUUAGAAAUAUUGUUAAAACCAAGUUCUUGAAAUUUCCAAUAAGGUUAUGAUAUCUCUUUAAGCGUUUUGAUGCCAGAAGACUUAAUCAAAUUCAGUGAUAUGG